CCGUCAGCCGUCAGACGCGGCGCGACUCCCGCCGUGGCCGGUCGUGCCGAGUGUGUGCUCUGUGUAUGUGUUCGUGCGUGUUACACUCGAUGUCCGUACUCUCGACACAUCUCGUAUCGAACAGUGACAUGUGACCAGUUACCUGUGUUACAAUGGAGAAGCCGUCUUACAAGCUGGUGGGUGCUCCGUGUGGACAUCACGGACAGUACACCUUCUACAAGGCGAUCCGUCUGACGGGACCCCGGGACAGGAUCGUCGCUAUCGGGGACUUCUUCUUCGUCAGGAUCUGGCAGGACUCGGAACUGGUCUCCAUAGGCGAGCUCCAGUUGUUGUGGACGGACCGCGUGUCGGACCAGACCCUGGUGUCUCUGAGGCUGUACUUCCUCCCGGAGAACACGCCCGACGGAAGAAACACACAUGGGGAGGACGAGGUGCUCGCUAUCAAUGAUAAGGUGGUCUUGAGGGCGGAGGAGCUCCUCAGCUGGGUGUGCAGCGGCGCGGGCUGGCGGUGGGGGCUGCGGGCCGUGUGGCGAGGGGCCUGCGCGCCGCCCGCGGAGCCCCGGCACUCCGCCCCCCUGCACCACACCAAGCUGGACUUCAGCGACGUCGAGAGAGAGAAGAGCUCCAUCACGGUGGACGUGGACGAGCCUGGCGUGGUGGUGUUCUCGUACCCCCGGUACUGCCGGUACCGGGCCCUGGUCGCUCGCCUGGAGGGCAUCCAGGCCGCCUGGCUCAGAGACUCGCUGGUGGCUGCGCUGGGCGGAUACGCCGCGCCCACCAGGAACACUAGGAUACUGUACUGUAAGGACACAUUCGAGUACCCGGAACUGGAAGGUCAUGAGUUCGUCUGUAACCACCUAGCUCCUAAACUGAAAGGUCGUCCGCGGGGUCGGCGGAGAAGGGCGGCGCGGUCGCGCGACCGGUCGCCCGACCAAUCGCCCGACUCGCGCUCCAGUGACAGUGACGCUGUCGAGACCCGGACACCUCGGAGGAUAUCACUCCGAAACGGUCCAGAGAAGAUCAGCGAAGACGAGGACUCGGAGAAGGACCAGCAGUUCAUGAAACAACUGAAGGAGUUCCUCAAGGAGAAGAAUGAAACUGUGAAAGUCCCACACAGCUAUAAAAAUGUAUCUCUCCGGUCGCUGUACUCCUGGGUGUGGUCAUCCGGGGGGUUCGCGGCGGCGUGUCGCGCGGGCGCGUGGCGGGAAAGAUACCGGGAAAACGCGCCCGCACUACGACGGAUAUACGAGAGAUAUCUCCUCCAAUACGAAAACCACGAGCGGUGGAACGGCAGGAAGUAUCCGAAGAUGAACGGCAUCAUAGACGGAGCUAAGACCAUAGACACCAUCGACGUCACGGACUCCCCGGCGAGGGACACGCCCGGGCACACGGAGCUGCCCGCCAAGACGCUCCGCACACCCUCGCCCAGACCAGAGAACCUGGUGUUGGACAACGAAACUGGAGAGAUCACUAAAGAACUGAACAUUACGUCCAAACCCGCCGAGGAGCUGAACAGGGAGUUCCUGGACUCGCUGCCCAAAGAAGAGAAACCGGCCAAGAUCUUCGUCAAGCCCGUGGAGAAGCUGAUAGAGCCUGGACUGCAGAACAAGAUGGGCCUGGACAACGACGGCGUGGGGUCCGCGUUCUUUAACGAGCUGGCGCAGAAGUUAAACUUGGGUAACUCCGACACCCGCUUCCUGCAACAGCUGUCGGCGCCGGACAGCCUCACGAGCCUGUCCUCGCUAGGAGAUAAAUACACGAACGGGCACACCAACAGCGACCAGAAACCGCGCAGUUCCCUCCGCGCUGUUCGCGUGAAGACCACCCGAGCACCCCCCACCGCCCCCACCACCCCCAACCCCGUGCCCGCGGAGAGCUCGUCCCCGCCCUCCAUCACCAGCGUCGUCAACAACUUCGGGAUCCACCAUCCGCCCACGCCGACCGCCAACGACGACGACAUCGUAGAGGUGCCCUACAAGCCCAAGAGUCCGGAGAUCAUAGACCUGGACGAGUACCCGGAGAGUCCCCAGGCCAUCAAGAACAAGAAGCUGGACAUCCUCAAGGAGCGCGGCCUGGAGGUGACGGCCGUGCCCCCGGGGCCCGCCUGGCCGCCCGCGCCGCUGCUCCUCAACCCCGUGCAGCAGAUCAUGGGCCAGGCGUCGCUGUUCCAGAUGUACAACAUCAUCCCCAGCUACCCCAACGGCGCGCCCGCGCCGAAGGUCAUCCAGGCGUCCUCGGCGUUCGGCUCGUGCGGGCCGGAGAAGACGGUGUACGGCAACCCCAAGGACCCCUUCAUGCCGCCGCCGCACGUGCUGCAGGGCACGCCCGUCAAGCCGCAGCGCAGCGUGGCGCCCGCGCCCGCCGCGCCGCUGGACGUGCUGGACCUCACCUGCAAGACGCGGCCCGGACACAAGCCGGCCGUGGAGAUCGUGCGCCUGCCGCCCGCCCCCCGCCCGCAGAGCCUCGCCAGCAGCUACUCGCUGGUGGACGGCAAGGCGGUCGUGGGCUCCAACCUGGAGAUCACGCUCGUCAACAAGUCGCACACGCCGCCCCGGAGGCCGCAGAAGAGGUCCUCCAACGGCAAGUUCGUGUCGUCGAAGACUCCGCCGCAGGAGUCGCCGCCCAAGAAGCCGUCGCCGGCGCGGCCCGAGCCGCCGGUGGAGCCCUACAGCCUGUUCCUGCGGGGCGCGCCGGGCCUGGACCCGCGCCAGCUGGCGCUGUACCGCGACCUCGUGGCCGGCCAGCUGCGCUACCCGGGCCUGCUCAGCACGCCCACCACCAAGAACUAACUCCGCAACCUUCGUUACUAGGAUUAACUCAUUGUAAAUAGUCAAGUUGUCGCAGUUGUUGUACAAAUAAAUGAUACGAAACAGUUUUA
This is a messenger RNA of Danaus plexippus (monarch butterfly), 2878 nucleotides long. Its product is annotated as AT-rich interactive domain-containing protein 5B-like. The record is from RefSeq and is a predicted model, not a curated record. Bases 153 to 2789 code for a protein of 878 amino acids. Gene Ontology annotation, cellular component: nucleus. Gene Ontology annotation, biological process: regulation of transcription by RNA polymerase II. The transcript is spliced from 13 exons. Lineage: Eukaryota; Metazoa; Arthropoda; Insecta; Lepidoptera; Nymphalidae. Gene Ontology annotation, molecular function: transcription cis-regulatory region binding.